AUGUCGUUCAAGAAUCAACUAAAUUUUAAUAUAUCAAAGUCGACCCCCACGACAUCAACCAACAAUACCAAUACGACAAGCAACAGCAAUUUGACAUCUAAUGACAAUCCACAACCAGUUACGGUGAAGCCACCACCAUUUAUACUGAACAUAUUGUUGAAAAGCAACUUUGACAGUUCUGUAUCGACCAACAAUUCCAGCAAGACCCCGCCAAAGUCUUCGUCUCCAAGAUUGUCAGCCACGGGAGUUGUUCCAGCAGUUGUUACUAUUGAUAAUGGUGAAUCAGUAGGUAAUAAUGUAUCUACUACCUCUACAAACUCAUCCAAAACAGAUUUGAUUGGUUUGUUUGAUAAAUUCGAUAUCAAUAAAGAUGAUAAAGAACAGGCUAAAACAGAACAUGAAGAACAUCAACCUUUUACAGAAAAACAUGAGGAUGAUGAAGUCUCCCAAGAAGAUAAACUAGAAAAAAUGGUACUGGAUGAUGACGGUGACGAUGGAGAGUCGCCCAAAGAAAAAGAAGCAGUGUCAGAGAAAGAAGGAACGUCGACUAAGGAUAUCACUUUGUCUCCAUCCAUCAAACAGACUGAACAAAAAAACAACGGAACUACCUCAUUUGCUGCACUUAUGACAAUUCAGCCUUAUAUACUACCUGAAGAAAAAGAGGUUGCUGAAAAGCAGGAAGAAGCAGUUAAUGAUAAUUUGAUUGAUUUGGAUGACACGGAAACUCUCAGCAGUAAAAAUCACAAUUUGCAUGAUGAUCUUGCAAAAUCGGAGUCUACAAACACAAAUCAAGUUGAAAGCAGCACACCAAAAGGUAACUUGCUUGAUAUCGCCGGGUCUGAAAAAGAACAGUCUGCAGUCGAAGAAUUGAGCAUAAAAGUAGGGGGUUCUGAGUCUAAAAGUACUAAUGAUGUACUUACUCAAGAUGUAUCGAUAACCGAUCCAAACAAAGCACACAAACACAGGUUUCAGGUUAAUGAUUCUUCAGAACAAAACAAACAGUCGCAUAAACCAUUUGAUUUUCAAACAUUUUUAGUUCAAUUGCGCAAAAAAUCUGCGGAUCCAAUAGUGAGAUACAUUCGAUCAUUUUUAGGUUCAUUCAUUAGACAGGGUCAUACAUUUACAUCCGAUCAAAGAAUUAAGAUUAUUCUGGAUUUCAAGAUUUUUAUGAAUGAGAAGUUUACAUUGUAUGAACCAUUUGCAUCUAUGGAUCAAAUUGACUUGGAAAAUUCUCGUGAAGGAUUAGAGAAGUUGAUUAUGAAUCGUUUGCAUGAUUUGUGUUUUCCAGCAGAAGUUAUUAAACAACACUUGUCUUACAUCCCUGAAUCUUAUACACUAGAUUUGCAAAAGGAUGAAUCUUUUGCUGUGCAAUUGGAAAAAUUCUCUUGGAUAAAUGGGAACCACUUGGAUAUCGAUAUCAAUGAGUUGGCAAAUAAAAUUGUGAAAAAUGAUCAAUCAUUUCUUGAGUAUGCAAUUACUGAAUUAAACAAAAUCAACAAUUACAGAGCACCACGAGACAAAAUCAUAUGUAUUCUCAAUGCAUGCAAGAUUAUAUUCAGCUAUUUGAAGUUGAGUAAACAGGAAACAAAUGCAGAUUCAUUUAUCCCAAUAUUGAUUCUAGUCAUAUUCAAAGCCAAAACUGACCACUUGAUCAGUAACAUCCAUUAUAUUGAGAAUUUCAGAGGACAAGAGUGGUUAUUACAUGGAGAAACAAGCUACUAUCUUUCAUCCAUUCAAGGUGCAAUUGAGUUUAUACAAAAUAUUACCGCAGAAGAUUUGACUAUAAGUCAAGCUGAAUUUGAUGCACAUAUGGAAGCAUGGGAGGCGCAAGGGAAACAAAAGCUACAACAAUUGAAAUUAGUACAACCAAUCCCAACAAUCCCAACAACACCAACAGAUGGUAGUGGUGAAGCACACUUAAAACCAGAUACGCCCAAUACUCCGAAUGGACUAUCACCUUCGAAGGUAUUAUUUUCUAGUGCAGAAAUGUUUACAAAAUCUAUUACAAACUUUUUGUCGCCACUGCCUCAUUUAUCGGAAUCUGAACCAGAAGAAUUCCAACCACCAGCUAAUCCUCCACCACCUCAAGAGCAGAACGAUCCUUCAGCUCAAUAUCAACCAUUGCCUCCAAGGGAAGAAGAAAUUAAUGCUGAACAGAUGCGAAAAGCCUAUGAUACAUUAAUUGAAAUAUUUCCCUCGUUGGAUACUAACAUUUUGAAAGACGUGAUAUUUAUCAACAGAGGGAAUAUAGAUGUCUGUAUUGAUGCAUGUUUGCAAUUGGUCGAUGGUUGA
Candida dubliniensis CD36 is the source of this 2292-nucleotide messenger RNA. Its product is annotated as guanine nucleotide exchange factor. Gene Ontology annotation, cellular component: cytosol; endocytic vesicle. NCBI's taxonomy places the organism in Eukaryota, Fungi, Ascomycota, Pichiomycetes, Serinales, Debaryomycetaceae. The record is from RefSeq and is a predicted model, not a curated record. Bases 1 to 2292 code for a protein of 763 amino acids. Gene Ontology annotation, molecular function: ubiquitin binding; guanyl-nucleotide exchange factor activity; small GTPase binding. The transcript has a single exon. Gene Ontology annotation, biological process: vesicle-mediated transport.